AUGGUGCUUUCUCAGAGACAAAAAGAGGAACUGAAUAAAGCUGUAGCUGAUUACUUGAGUUCAAAUGGAUAUUCUAACACACUUGCUGAAUUUCAGAAAGAAGCACAGCUGGUUAGUUCAGGUGACGUUGAGAAUAAGUUUGCUGGAUUAUUAGAAAAAAAAUGGACAUCUGUUAUACGACUCCAAAAAAAAGUUGUGGACCUUGAGGCUCGACUGGCUGAGACUGAAAAAGAAAUUCAAGUUGGCGUUCCAGGUCGGGAUCGCCAGAACCCUUCGGACUGGAUCCCUCGACCUCCUGAAAAGUAUUCACUAACUGGGCACCGAGGCUCCGUAACUCGUGUGGUCUUCCAUCCCGUAUUUAAUAUCAUUGUCUCUGCUAGCGAAGAUGCCACCAUUAAGGUUUGGGACUAUGAGACAGGUGAUUAUGAAAGAACUUUGAAAGGUCACACAGACUCUGUACAGGAUCUAGCAUUUGAUCACAGCGGAAAGUGGCUGGUUUCUUGCUCUGCCGAUAUGACCAUCAAACUGUGGGAUUUUCAAGGCUAUGAGUGCAUCAAAACGAUGAGAGGACAUGACCACAAUGUUUCAAGUGCAACAUUCACACCAAAUGGCGACUUCAUUGUGUCAUCUUCCAGGGACAAGUCUAUAAAAAUAUGGGAGGUAGCUACAGGAUAUUGUAUAAAGACGUUGACUGGCCAUAGAGAGUGGGUACGUAUGAUUCGUGUCAGUCCGGAUGGUACAAUGCUGGCAAGCUGUUCAAACGACCAGUCAGUUCGUAUCUGGGUCAUCUCGACUGGAGACGUGAAGGCCGAGAUGAGAGAGCAUGACCACGUUGUCGAAUGCAUUGCCUGGGCACCUGAUAACUCCUUCCCAUUCAUAUGUGAAGCUGCUAAUAUUGAUAUCAAGAAGAUCCAGAAACCAGGACCGUAUGUUAUAUCUGGAUCAAGGGAUAAGACCAUCAAAAUAUGGGACAUCAGCUGUGAAAUGUGUCUCUUCACUCUGGCUGGCCACGAUAACUGGGUGAGGGGGCUGUUGUUCCACCCCUCUGGCAAGUACAUCAUCAGCGUCGGUGAUGACAAGACUCUGAGAGUCUGGGACAUAAAGAACAGACGCAACAACAAGACUCUAGAUGCACAUCAACAUUUUGUCACCUCUCUUGAUUUUCAUCGCUCGACCCCGUACGUCAUCACGGGCAGUGUAGAUCAAACUGUUAAAGUCUGGCAAUGUCGCUAA
Molecule: messenger RNA, 1233 nt
Organism: Helobdella robusta
Lineage: Eukaryota; Metazoa; Annelida; Clitellata; Rhynchobdellida; Glossiphoniidae
Exons: 11
Coding region: 1-1233 (410 amino acids)
Molecular function (GO): protein binding
Source: RefSeq, a predicted model, not a curated record